GCUACUUAGUCUAAUUUCUGCUCACCACCCAACUAAUCUUGAACCAAAGUUUGAAUGAUAGAUAUGACAGAAACUUCGCCUAUUUGUACCCUGUUCUAAAUGCAGUGUUUCGUAACAUUCGGGGCAUCGGUAAACAUGGGCGGCGCGACCAUGGUGCUGGCCUACUCCACCGGGCUGGUGCUGCAGCUGCGGAGACCUGGCUCCGAGAUCCCUGUCAGCAUCGCCGAGGAGUCCUGGAUUGCCGCUAUGCCAGCUGUAUUCAGCUUACUAGGAAGCUGUUUGACAGCCAUGGGGAUGUCUCUGAUCGGCCGCAGGUACACUCAGAUCGCGAGCAUCAUUGUCGUGAUCGUCGGCUGGCUUUUCAUCGUAUUCGCAAAGGACAUCACUGUCAUCCUCGUAGGACGCUUCUUCCACGGCAUAGCAAUGGGAGCCAGCAUGCUAUUGACUCCUAUAAUAAACGCUGAAUACUCCAGCCCGAAAUAUCGAGGAACGUUUAUGCCAGUAGCGAGUUCACUGGCAUCUCUUAACGUAUUGAUUUCACACAGCACAGCAUUGUACUUGAGCUGGAGGACGAACGCUAUAAUUUGUACUGCCAUAGCUGUAGCCAAUUUACUAAUAGCUGUAUGCUCUCCAGAAUCUCCAAGUUGGUUAGCAGCUAGACGAAGGUACGAUGACUGCAGACAUGCCUUCCGGUGGCUGCGAGGUGACGACGAAGAAGAAGAAUUGACCAAUAUGAUAAACGCGUGUGAAAUUUUACACAAAUCGAAAAUUGAAAACGGCAAAGCUUCAAAUAUGACUAUCGGAAAGAAGAUUGCUGAGUUCAAAACGAUAAUGAUGAAGAAAGAAUUCUACAAACCAGUAUUAAUAAUGUUUCACGUGUACACGGCGGGGUUAUGGGCGGCAAGUUGGAUUCUGUCCACAUUCGUGUUUGAUCUCAUCCCUAGCGUGGUGGGAGAAGGGUACAACCACCACGCUCUGGGUUUGAAUAUCCACAGGUUUGUAGGAGGUGUUGUAGCUAUUUAUUUCAUAACGAAAAUUAGGAGAAGAGUUUUAUUUCUGGUGGUAUCUGCUUUAACAGUGAUAAUUUUACUUGCCACUGCAGCGUUUACUUAUGCUAAAUCGAUAGGCGUUUUGACGUCUGAUUUACCAGCUUUAGGAUUAUUUUUACUGCAUUUACACACGGUCGUUUUAGCUAUUUGUAUGAUGCCUUUGCCGUUUAUCAUAGGUGGAGAAAUAUUCCCUUUGAGGUACAAAAGUUUUGGGAGUGGUGUGAGCAGCACAUUCUUUUUUGUAGGCACAGCGAUUCUGCUCAAGUCGUUCCCGUUUCUAUUAAACAGCGUAGGAGUCCAUGGAACAUACACCAUAUAUUCCUGUAUAAUAUUAUAUUGUUUAGUGAUAUUGUAUUUCUAUUUACCGGAAACUAAAGAUAAGACUUUGCAAGAGAUAGAAGAAGAAAUGAUAGGCAAACCUUGCAGCUCGGACGAAAUGAAAUCAGUUCAGCAGACGUUAUUAAAUGAACCUGUAAUCAACGAAUAGUUAUAGGUUAACUAGACUGAUUAAAUAAUUUUCAUGA
This is a messenger RNA of Ostrinia nubilalis (European corn borer), 1573 nucleotides long. Its product is annotated as facilitated trehalose transporter Tret1-like. NCBI's taxonomy places the organism in Eukaryota, Metazoa, Arthropoda, Insecta, Lepidoptera, Crambidae. Gene Ontology annotation, biological process: transmembrane transport. Gene Ontology annotation, molecular function: transmembrane transporter activity. The record is from RefSeq and is a predicted model, not a curated record. The coding region runs from base 100 to 1536 and encodes 478 amino acids. The transcript is spliced from 2 exons. Gene Ontology annotation, cellular component: membrane.